Molecule: messenger RNA, 852 nt
Organism: Numida meleagris (helmeted guineafowl)
Lineage: Eukaryota; Metazoa; Chordata; Aves; Galliformes; Numididae
Gene: IRAK1BP1
Product: interleukin 1 receptor associated kinase 1 binding protein 1
Exons: 4
Coding region: 29-796 (255 amino acids)
Biological process (GO): canonical NF-kappaB signal transduction; immune response
Source: RefSeq, a predicted model, not a curated record
CCAGGGUGCAGCGGGCGCGCCGGUUGCUAUGGUUCCUGAGGGGCCCGCCGGGAUGGCGCUGCCCGCGCCGCCUCCCGCGCGCGUCUUCGCUGAGCUCUGCCCCGUUCCUGCCCCAGCCCCGGUCCCGGUGGGUCGCGGCGGCGGCCUCCCGGCGCCGUCCGGCCGGGAAGUCCACGUGAGCGGCAGCGCGGAGCUGAGCGCCGGCCCGGAUCGGGCGCGGGUGUCGCUGCGGCUGGGCAGCCGGAAGGGGGUGGCCGGCGCGGCGCGGAGCAGCGUGUCCCGCAGGCUGGAGUACAUCGCGCAGAGCGCCCGGCAGCGCGGCGUCCCGGAAGAAAAUAUGACUAUAACAGAGGAUUUUAGCAGAGUAGAGAACACUUACCAGAUGGAAGCAGAGGUCUGUAUUAUAUUCAGUGAUUUUGGAAAAAUGCAGAAUGUAUGCAAUCUGCUUACUGAAAAGUUAGGGACUUCUGUUACCAUCAGCCCACCUCAUUUCUACCACACACCAGAAGCCAUAGACACCCUUCGCCGUAGAGUAUGCGUCGCUGCUGUUGGAAACACACGGCAGAAAGCUCAAGAAGUGUGUCGACUGUUUGGCCAGUCAUUGGGAAAACCUUUAUUAAUAAAAGAAGAAGAAACAAAAGAAUGGGGAGGCCACGUAGACAGUCACCUAUCUAACUCCCCAGAUUCACUGACGCUGCAGGAAAGAAUCCAGAAUGCUACUGCUUAUGCAUCUUGUAGAGUGUUUGCUGUGUUUGAGAUAAAGGGAAAAGAAAACAGACGAAACAAGUUGCUCUAAAAAUUUUCAGAUUGUACAUACUUUCUUAAUAAAUUUUUAUGCUUUCUUCAUAAAUA